AAAUCCAUUCCAUAUUUCAUUUUUUUUACUUAAAGCAAACAAUUUCACAACCUAACCUUCAAUAAAACAAUCAUGUCUUCCUGUUCGGCCACUGCGGCCGCCGCCGAGGUGACAACCACUUAUCAAGGCGGAGGAACUUCCAUCACCGCCAUACAUCCAGAUGUAAUCCGAACCCACAUCUUGAAUAGACUUGAUGGUCCAACUCUUGCCUCCACAACCUGUGCUUCAACCCAAUUCAAAUAUUUAUGCACAGAAGAUAAUCUAUGGAGGGAUAUUUGUAACUCCACCUGGCCCUCCACCGCCCACCCCAGCGUUAUGGACGCCAUCACCUCCUUCCCUUCCGGCCACCGAUCCUUCUACUCCGAUUCUUUCCCGACUCUCCACCACCACGGCCUUCUCCACCGCCACAGUUCCAAGGAAUCCCAGGAACAACGUUUGCUUCAAACACCAGAAUUAAUAUCAGCAGUGGAUAUUUACUACGCCGGAAAGUUAGUUUACUCCAAAGUAUUAAAAACCGAAACCGGUUCAUUAUGGUUCUUGAGUUCACCCUUGAGAAUCGACCUUCUCGACUUAAAAGAAACGGUGCCGGUGCCGGUAACUCUCGAAGGUGAGGAGGACACAUGUAUGGAGAAUCUAGAAGAGCACCUCACAGUAAGCUGGAUUGUAAUAGACCCUGUCUCCAAAAGGGCGGUCAACGUGGCGAGUUCGAAGGCGGUGGAGACUCGACGGAACUGGUUGACGGAUGAGAUCCAGCUCCGGUAUUACACGGUGAUUGCGGGGGCGGAGGAGGGCGAGUUGGUUCAGUGCGGUGUUGUGGUCACCUGCGGGGGUAAGGAAGGGGCGGAGUUAGACUUAAAGGAAGUAAGCAUGCAAGUGGAGGACAUGGAGGGUAAGAUUCAAACUGGAAUGGAUAGUUUGGUAAUUUUACUCGAGGCCAUGGAGGGGAAAAGGAGUAAAAGCGACAUCAGGGUAGAAAAAGAAAGGUUCCAUUUACUACAGAAAAAAAGAAUAGAAUGUAGAGUGAGAAAACAGAGGAGAGAGAGGAAUUUGGAUAUAGUGUAUAUAUCCACUGGAGUUGCUUUUUUCUGCUCUCUUUGGGCCUAUUUUUGUUAGACAUACGGAAAUUAGGGAUGACAACAAGAUGAAUAUGAGGCAAGUAGGUCAUUCCGUCCCAUGUCCUAUAUUUUUUAUUCUCGUUAUCUCUAUUAAUGAAAAGAGCUAUUCCCCACGUACACCGAAUAACUCAUAGAUUUCUAGCAUUUUGUUCA
Molecule: messenger RNA, 1268 nt
Organism: Olea europaea var. sylvestris
Lineage: Eukaryota; Viridiplantae; Streptophyta; Magnoliopsida; Lamiales; Oleaceae
Product: F-box protein At2g27310
Exons: 1
Coding region: 73-1113 (346 amino acids)
Molecular function (GO): protein binding
Source: RefSeq, a predicted model, not a curated record